AUGGAUUUAGUAGAAUCAGAAAGCACCUCCGAGGAGGAUCAGAAAACCUGGGACUCUGAUUCUCAUACUCAAGUUGAUGCCAGUGCCCUUCCAAAUAGUGACUGCGGCAUCGGCCACCGCGUGCUCGCCAGUCGCUCCGUCCUCGCUCUAGCCGUCGAUGAACAUUGUGUUUUUGCUGGUCUCCAAGGAGGAGAUAUUGUUGCGUGGUCCCUUGAAACAUAUGAUCUCGUGGUAUCUGUCCACGCACACAAAGAGAGUGUGCUAGGCCUCUAUCUCUCUGAAGAUGGAAAUUUACUAUUUUCGAGCGGGGGCGACUCCGUGGUCAAUGUGUGGUCCACGCGAACAUUUGAACGUCUCUACUCGAUUUAUUCACACCACGACGUGGGUGAUAUAUUUACAGUAGUCUACUCAUCCGAUAACCAAACUAUUUACUGUGGUGCGCAGAACACAAGUAUACAGUGGUGUGAUCUUUCCGAGGAAGGGUCAACAUUGAACCAAGCAUCGUCUGCCCAUCCAUCUAAGCGGACACAUCGCUUCUUUGAUUCCCGAGGACCGGACGGUACUCGUGCGACAGGAUCGUCGGAUGGUGCCCUCUCUGACGGUGGUCGUGUGUUGAGCUUCAAGCGGGAUCAUCAUAAGCUCUUCGCGCAUCAUGGCUACGUCUACUCGAUGCUUCUAGUCAAGGGCCUGGUCGAGACCGCUCCUUCCGAGGAGGUUCUUUUGACUGGUGCGGGCGAUGGUGUGGUGAAGUUGUGGCGCCUGGGCCAGGAUCCCGGCGCCGCUCCAUCCCAGAUUGCCAAGCUACAGAAUGGAGAUGCAGUGUUGAGUGUUGCCGUCGAGGGAUCACUACUCUACUGUGGUUUGGCUGGCGGCGCCCUUAAUAUCUGGAAUUUGGACUCUCAGCAGCUCGUUAAGCGGAUCACUAGACAUACUGGAGACCUGUGGGCUGUGCACGUCAUCCAGGGUGUCGCUAUCUGUGGUGACUCUAGUGGAACGGUCAAGAAAUUCAACUCCCGGUUCGAAGAGGUCGGUGGCUGGGUUGCUCAUGAAGGCACUAUGCUCGCCUCGGCUGCCGGACGGUUCAAGGAUCGCCAAAUUUAUGCCACUGGUGGAAAUGACAACUCAGUAGGAAUCUGGGAUUUAACUGAAUUCUUUAUGGCCCAGGAAGAGCUGCCUCCGAUCAGCAACGACGAAAUGGUCAACAGUCUUGCAAAGUUUGUCUCUUUCAAGACUAUCUCAGCAAGUCCCAAAUUCGCUGGCGAAUGCAACCAGGGUGCUGCUUUCCUUCGUCGGCACUGCAACUACCUCGGUGCCAAGACCAAGCUCCUGACUACCGGCCAGGACACCAAUCCCAUUGUUUUUGCUAGAUUUAACGCUACCUCACCUGACAAGGUGGACAAGACUAUUCUCUUCUAUGGCCACUAUGACGUUGUGGGUGCAGAGACAAACCGACCCAAGUGGAGGACGGAUCCUUAUCAGCUCACUUCCAUUAACGGAUUUCUGUACGGCCGUGGUGUCUCUGAUAAUAAGGGUCCCAUUCUGGCAUCACUGUAUGCCGCAGCCGAUCUCGCCCGGACCAAGACCUUGCGAUGCAACGUCGUCUUCCUCAUUGAGGGUGAGGAAGAGUCCGGAUCCCAAGGUUUCCACCAAACGGUUCGUGAGCACAAGGCUCAGAUCGGAUCCGUGGACUGGGUUCUACUAGCCAACAGUUACUGGCUUGAUGACUACAACCCGUGCCUAACUUACGGGCUACGCGGUGUCGUGCACGCCAACUUAGUCGUUACAAGCGACCACCCUGAUCUUCACAGUGGUAUCGACGGCAGUACAUUGCUGGAUGAACCAGUCAAGGAUAUUGCCAUGCUUCUGUCUACCAUCGUGGGACGAAAAGGCAAAAUCAAUCUGCCUGGCUUCCACGAUGCUGUCAGGCCUCUCACGGACGCCGAACAGAAGCGGUUCGAGGCUAUUGCCGAUGUAUUGCUUCUGCAGCAUCCAGAGAUCCCCGACAGCCAGGCGCUGAUCAAGUCACUGAUGCAUCGCUGGCGUGAACCCGCCUUGACCGUCCACUCGGUGGAAGUCCCUGGAAGCAAGAGCGCAACGACCAUCGCUCGCCGAGCCAAAGCAACCCUAUCGAUCCGUAUCGUACCGGAUCAACACGCCGACGAAGUCGCAGCCGACCUCACCGCCUAUGCGCAAGAGCAAUUCGCACUGCUCGACUCACAAAACGACCUCACAGUCGAAAUCACCGGCAAAUCCGACGCCUGGCUCGGAGACCCAGAUAACGAAAUCUUCGCCACGCUGUCAGAGGCGAUCACCGCAGCGUGGUCCCCGGCCCAAGAGGACCCGGAACGCCAAUACCCGCCCAUCCCACAAUCCACAAACACUCACCCAGCGACCAAGCCCAAACCUAGCGCGGGCCCAAUCCCCGAACUGCGCCGCAAAGACUCCUCCGACAGUAUGGUCUCGCAUGUUGAACGGGUAAUCACAUCGACAACGACCUCAUCAGCGGGCAAGGAAGCCGCGCGCAAACGGUCCACGCAAACAGCCGCCACUGUGCCAACGUCUUCCACCCUCACACAAAGCACACCGACAUCGUCUGAGGAGUCAAUUGCAUUGCCAACCCGGGCUAAGUCUGAUCCGGAUACCGUAAACCCCACGAGAACUGGACCAGCUGUUGCCUCUGGUGCAGCCAAAGUGAAACCAAUGUUCAUUCGUGAAGGCGGGUCCAUCCCGACAAUCCGGUUCCUGGAAAAGGAAUUUUCGGCCCCGGCAGCGAACCUGCCUUGUGGCCAGGCGAGUGACAACGCCCACUUGGAUAACGAGCGCAUGCGGGUGGAGAAUUUGUAUAAGAGCCGGGAGAUUUUCCGGUAUGUGUUUGCUAAUUUGGUGGAUAAGGCUUGA
Molecule: messenger RNA, 2898 nt
Organism: Penicillium samsonianum
Lineage: Eukaryota; Fungi; Ascomycota; Eurotiomycetes; Eurotiales; Aspergillaceae
Product: glutamine amidotransferase subunit DUG2
Exons: 6
Coding region: 1-2898 (965 amino acids)
Biological process (GO): proteolysis; glutathione catabolic process
Molecular function (GO): protein binding; peptidase activity
Source: RefSeq, a predicted model, not a curated record